This is a messenger RNA of Enhydra lutris kenyoni (northern sea otter), 846 nucleotides long. RefSeq names its product calpain small subunit 2. NCBI's taxonomy places the organism in Eukaryota, Metazoa, Chordata, Mammalia, Carnivora, Mustelidae. The transcript has a single exon. The record is from RefSeq and is a predicted model, not a curated record. Gene Ontology annotation, molecular function: calcium ion binding. The coding region runs from base 1 to 846 and encodes 281 amino acids.
AUGAAACUCCAUUUCAACUCUCUCCACACCACCUCCGAGACACCAGCAGCUUUCACACUUGCUUGUCAAACCAAAAGCAUGUUUCUUGCAAAGGCUUUAUUGGAAGGGGCCGAUCGAGGUCUUGGAGAAGCUCUUGGAGGCCUUCUUAGAGGAGGCGGUCAGAGAAGAGGAGGAGGAGGAGGAGGAGGAGGAGGAGGAGGAGGAAAUUUCGGAGGGAUAGUUGGAGGAAUCGUGAAUUUCAUCAGCGAGGCCGCGGCAGCUCAGUACACCCCAGAACCGCCUCCCACUCAGCAGCAUUUCACGACCGUGGAGGCUAAUGAAAGUGAGGAAGUUCGUCGGUUUCGACAGCAGUUUGCCCAGCUGGCGGGACCGGACAUGGAGGUGGGUGCCACCGACCUAAUGACUAUUCUCAACAAAGUCCUUUCCAAGCACAAGGACCUGAAGACCGACGGCUUCAGCCUUGACACCUGCCGGAGCAUCGUGUCCGUGAUGGACAGUGACACGACCGGCAAGCUGGGCUUUGAAGAAUUUAAGUACCUCUGGAACAACAUCAAGAAGUGGCAGUGUGUUUAUAGGCAGUAUGACAGGGACCGCUCUGGGUUCCUGAGAAGUUCCCAGCUGCGCGAGGCCCUGCGGGCAGCGGGUUUCCAGCUAAACGAGCAGCUUUACCAAAUGAUCAUCCGCCGCUAUGCUGAUGAGGAUGGCAGCAUGGAUUUCAACAACUUCAUCAGCUGUCUGGUCCGUCUGGAUGCCAUGUUCCGCGCCUUCAGAUCCCUGGAUAGGGACGCAGACGGUCUGGUUCAAGUGUCCCUCCAAGACUGGCUGCAACUGACCAUGUAUUCCUGA